Spodoptera littoralis (African cotton leafworm) is the source of this 1329-nucleotide messenger RNA. Lineage: Eukaryota; Metazoa; Arthropoda; Insecta; Lepidoptera; Noctuidae. The record is from the annotation of a GenBank genome assembly.
ACAGCACAAGCGUUUAUGGAGAACUUCAUAGGCAAUUGGAAUGGGGACUUUCCAAACUAUCCGCUGACAGCUGAGGACCUGAAGAAACCUCAUGCAGUGAUGGGAGCUUUGCUUCAAGUGCUUGACAGACUUGGUAUUGAUACAGAUGUUGUUCUGGCUCCACCUCCAAAAGAAGACCGCAACGAAAACACAAUGUACUACUGGGACCUCCUUCCCGUUAUCAACAUGACUCGAGUCAUCAAUCACCUUGUCUCCGUGAUGCCACAAGUAGAGGCUACAAUCAGCAUCGUACACUUCCUUCAACCAACGGCCACUACGUCACACUCCAUACUGUUGUUGCUAUUCAACCUCAUGGUGUUCAAUGAAGAGAAGAUGAGGAAUAUUGCUCCAUAUGAAGAGGAGUUGUUUGCGAAGACUGGCGAGGUUAAAGCUUUAGAGGAAAGGAAGAAUAGACUGCUGGAAAUGCUAAAUGAACAGGCUGAAGAAAAAGGAAAACGAGCUGGAAGACUGGAAAAGCUUGACCACGAUAUAAAAAUGUUUGAAGAAGAAUUGAAACAAGAGAAAGAAAUCCAUGAUGAAGAAAAACUGGAGUUAGAAGCUAUACAGAAGGAGAACAAGCAGACUGAGAUGAUUAUAGAACAGAAGAAGAGUCAUAGAGAUGCGCUGAUGGCUGAAGUAGCUAGGAAAAGGGCACUUAGAGUGUACGACGCAGAUGACAUCAAAGUCCAGGCAGAACAGGCCACACAGAAUCUUCAAGAGUUGGAGGAGAAGCUGGACUCCCUCCGAGCUAUUCUGAUGCAGAAGGAGAACAGCCUCAAAAACCUGCAAACCAUCAAGCCCAACUUGGACUCGGCUAACAAUUUGUUGCACGAGAUCAUGAAGCUUUCUGAUAGUUUGAAGGACUUUGAGAACGGAGAUCUAGACACGGAUAGUAAGGAGGGAGAGCUGGAUGUCCUGAACACAGAGCUGGGAGAGUUACAGGCACAACUGUCCGAGCUGCAAGCUGCGCGGGACGAGGCGGCCAGGAAGCGCGCGGACAGCCAGGCCAAGAGGCAGCAGGAGAGGACUGUGGCACAUAGUUCCCUAAGAGAGGCUGAAGAAAAAGACAAGAAGCUUCGAGAACGAUCGAAGAAGGCGCUGCAAAGAACAGAGGAAAUCAAAGAGUUGACGACCAAGUAUGAGAAUGAGAAAACUGCUGGGAUUGAACAGUUGGCGACGAUUAAGAAUAACUUCUGUACUGAGCUUAAAACAAUGGAAGAAUUGUUACUAAAGAAAGUUGUGGAAGCUGAGAAGAAAGUUGAAGAAAAAUUAAAGAAUAGACAUGUAUGA